This is a messenger RNA of Papilio xuthus (Asian swallowtail), 1735 nucleotides long. NCBI's taxonomy places the organism in Eukaryota, Metazoa, Arthropoda, Insecta, Lepidoptera, Papilionidae. The record is from RefSeq and is a predicted model, not a curated record.
GCACUGUUUCGCAACAGUACACGCUCGCAUCUCGCGUAUCGCGCACGCAUUUUUCAUAUUUAAAUAUCGCAAAAAAUCACUACACGAUUUAAACUGAAAUACUGCGGACAAAUCUUGCUAUAUACUUACUUGAGAUCCAUUGACGCUGCAAGCUCACAAGUGGGAGAUGGGUCUCGGCAUUGAGAGAUUCUUCCUCUUGUCAUAUUGCAUCGCGUGCUGUUGGCAAGGUCUGCACGCACAGAACCAAUUCAGAGUCGUCAGACAAUGGGCUGAGUUGGACUUCGUUUACCCCAGCGAGGAGGCAAAACAAAGAGCGGCUCGCGAGAACUAUUACGUCCGAGGCAACUCGGUACCUAUUGAUGUUGAAGUUCAUCAUAGAAAAGGAUCCCAAAAGUCUCGCAUUUUCGUAUCAAUACCGCGGUUCGACGCGGGCCGGCCGGUGACAUUCGGCGUUGUUGAAGAUGAUGGUCGCAUUCGAGGCUACCCUGACUACUCCUGGCACGACAACCAGGGAUACAACUGUGACGGCAUGACCUCUGUCUUCAGAGUUGCAAUUGACGAAUGCGACCGUCUUUGGGUAAUGGAUACGGGUAAAAUAGGAGAAGUGCAGAGAUGUCCGCCGCAGGUCCUCGCAUUCAACUUGAACACUGACGAGCUGAUCUACAGACAUAAAGUCGCCAACACCAGCUACACAACCGAAUCACUAUUCAUUACACCGGUGGUGGACGUGAGGAAGAAGGGCAACAGUUGUGCGGAUACGUUUGUUUACGUAGCGGACGUAUCUGGCUUCGGCUUUUUAGUUCUGGACGUAGUCAACGAUCGUACUUGGCGAGUCAAACACCGCCUUACUUAUCCCUUCCCCUCAAGAGGGACAUUCACCAUACAGAAUGAGUCUUUCGAACUGAUGGACGGUGUGCUGGGCAUGGCUCUGUCGCCUCUACGACCGGACGGCGAGCGCUACUUGUACUUCCACGCGUUAGCCUCCACCACAGAGAACGUGGUCAGCACCAGCCUGCUCAGGAACGACACCUUCAUUAAGAACAUUAACGCACCCGCAAACUCUAUGAAUCCUUUCCCAGAGGAGCGACCAAAUCAGGCAGCAGCUGAGGCAAUGGAUCGCAACGGUAUCCUCUACUUCGGUCUGAUGGACCCUCCCAGCGUCUGGUGUUGGAACUCUGCUACCGAAUUCUCCACACGAAACUUCCAUCCAGUGGCGAUUAACAAGGAAACCCUGCAGUUCGCUAGCGGCGUCAAGGUCGUCAAUAACCUAAAAGGGCAGCAGGAACUCUGGGUGAUGACGUGCCGGUUCCAGAAAGUAAUGACAGAAACGCUCAACACUAACGAGGUGAAUUUCAGAAUUAACGCCGAGAAGAUCCCGAACUUACUAAAGAACUCCCCUUGUGCGAUACCCCCAAAGGAUCAAGGCCAUGGUUACCAUGCGAAUAUCAUAACGCCAAAGGAGGAGAGUUAUAUUACUUACAGAUAUGGUGCAUAUCUCUAGAAGUGCGCGCGAUGAUGGAAAAUUUGCUCAACACCUUUACUUACUACAACUAUUGGUUUUAAUCUACUUACUAAUCGAACACAGGAACGUGAGGUCUGAGUCCAAUGACGUCACAACAUUACAGUAUACAAAACUUUGAACGUGUCGGUGACUGCACACGUGCAGAAAAUAGCAAGUAAUUAGUAGAUUUAAUAUGUAUAGUAAAUAAAUUAUUUUAAUUAGUUAUGUCCAUUA